GAAGUGGAAAAAGAGUGAGUCGGUUAACUGCCUUGAGUUUCUUGUUCUGUUAUCACUGAACGACACGGAAAAGUGGAGUGAGCUAGCAACAAUAUCUCCACAGAUUACACACUUUUCCCAACACACUCAAACUCAAAACCUCCAAAACCCCUUUCGAUUCUUCUUCCACCUCCCAAAUUACUAUUAUGGACUCGCUCACUCUCCCUUUCCCCACACUUCCCUCCGCCACUCACCGCCCAAUUUUCAAUCCACGCGCCGCUUUCGGUUUCCGCUGCUUCCACACCUCAGCUCAUCUUCCAACGCUUCGUGGCUCGCCGCUCUUUUCCGCCAACACACUCACCGCUAAUUCCGUUCCGCCAAAAAAUGGUGUAUACACUGUCGGUGACUUCAUGACAAAGAAAGAUGAAUUACAAGUAGUCAAGCCCACAACAACUGUGGAUGAAGCUUUGGACUCUCUUGUUGAACACAGAAUAACUGGUUUUCCCGUGAUUGAUGAUAACUGGAAGCUAGUUGGUGUUGUUUCUGAUUAUGACUUGUUAGCACUGGACUCUAUUUCAGGUCAUGGGAAAACAGAUAACAGCAGCUUGUUUCCCGAAGUUGACAGUACCUGGAAAACUUUCAAUGAGGUUCAGAGGCUACUGAGUAAGACCAACGGAAAGGUGAUUGGUGAAUUAAUGACCACUGCCCCUAUGGUUGUUCGUGAGACCACCAAUCUUGAGGAUGCUGCUAGAUUGUUGCUGGAAACAAAGUUUCGACGCCUUCCAGUUGUAGAUGCUGAGGGUAGAUUGGUUGGGAUUAUCACAAGAGGAAAUGUUGUAAGAGCUGCACUUCAAAUGAAACGAGACAGCCAAAAGAAAGCAUGAUAGGAUCUAGAAGAUCAAUCCAAAAAUUUGUUGCUUGAUUUAAAGCAGUGAUUAAAUUGAAGUGUUCACACAAGCUUUGCGCUUUGCUUGGAUUAGAAGUAAAAUUUUGGCUUAGGCAUGUAAAUGUUAUAUUAUUAUAUUGUUUUGGUAUCACACAGAAUGUUUGUCAUGGACAAUAUUUAGAAAGAAAAAUCCCAAUGUUCACAUUUGACAAGGACCACCUUGGUGAUAAUGAUGUUGAAAUGUGAAUUUGUUGUAUUAA
Molecule: messenger RNA, 1125 nt
Organism: Lathyrus oleraceus (garden pea)
Lineage: Eukaryota; Viridiplantae; Streptophyta; Magnoliopsida; Fabales; Fabaceae
Product: CBS domain-containing protein CBSX1, chloroplastic
Exons: 8
Coding region: 186-863 (225 amino acids)
Source: RefSeq, a predicted model, not a curated record